UGAAUGAAGAUUGAGUUAUCCUGUUUUCAGAUCGAAAAUGUCUGGAGUCACAGGAACCAGCAGUGGCGUGCCGAGAUUCCUCCAAGCUACAAAGGCCAGCUCGGCUCGCGAAAAUUCGCGACAUGCUUAUUCUCAAUCUGGUGUUGCUACAAGCCACGUCCGGGUACCUAGUCGAGAGCGCGACAAUUCUGCGACGCGUAGAAUCUCACCGAAGACAAAUAAUCCAUCAUCAACAACAGCGUCCACGACAGGUUCUGGGAAUAAAGAAGUCCAUCUGAAGCGAUCCAACUCGAUGCCAACGAAACGACCGAUGCCUUGCAGAGAUCCGAACGGGGCUUUGAAGUUUUCGAGCGCCUCAAAUCAUAGAAAUGAAGGAGACCAAGAGAACAAAAUACACCACAAGCCAGUCAUUAAAGGCUGUUUGAGCAGUAGAGUCAAUUCUGGUUGCACGACGAAACCAAUGCAUGCACCACGUGAAAACGUACCAGCAUCUUCAAAUGCCAAUCAUGAGUCUAAAUUGAGACCUAAAACGGCCAACGCAGGGUGUGGAAAUCACAUGGAAACAAAAGCAGCUUCAAAUGUUCAUGUUAUGAAACCCACUUUGAAGCGUGCGGAAUCGGCUAGAGCUCCAACUUCCAAGAAGCCAUAUCUAGUAUCACAUUCGAGUAAUUUUGCAUCGAGUGCAGUUAAUCAGAAGAAUCAAAUUGAUAAUAAAACAAGCUCAGCUAAAUGCCCAGAGCCGAAAGUUGUUCGUACGAAUAGUGGUAAUACACAUGCAAGCCAUAAAGAAAGGUUAAGAUCGACGUCAAAUUCGACUGCUGUAGAGAUCGUGAAAGAACGGAAGGACGAGGAAAAGAUGGACACCGAUGAAGUUUCAGUUCCUGUGCUCACAGAGCGAAAUGUCCACAAAGCCGAAAAUAACUCAGACGAAACUAUUAAGAACGAGGCUGUUGCAAGUUGUGCGGUUGCUGAUGGAGGACAUGGAGGGCAGGAGAAUCAGCAGCGAAAUCUGAGCAACCCUUGCUCUUCCUCGGCGACGACUGAUGGAGAGAAAAAGGUUUGGUCGCUGAGUGACUUCGAGUUCGGCACUGCGCUCGGCAGAGGAAGAUUCGGCUGUGUGUACGUUGCGAGAGAGAAGACAUCCAAGUUCAUUGUUGCAAUUAAGGUGCUGUUCAAGAAAGACCUGGAGACUUCGAGGAUCACUCGUCAAGUGAAGAGAGAGAUAGAGGUCCAGUCACAUCUCAAACACCCCCACAUCCUGCGUCUCUACUCGUACUUCCAGGACCAACUGCGCAUCUACAUAGUGCUGGAGUAUGCCAGCAAGGGGGAGUUGUACAAGUAUCUCAAACAGCAGGGAAAGUUCACUCAGGAACAGACUGCCAAGUACAUCUACCAACUGGCCAGUGCGCUGUUGUUCCUGGAAAAGUUGGGCGUGAUCCACCGAGACCUGAAGCCAGAGAACCUUCUGCUGGACAGCAAGUUCGACCUCAGACUGGCAGACUUCGGCUGGAGCGUGCACUCGCCAGACAUGCCCCGCAACACACUCUGCGGCACGCCCGACUACCUGUCGCCCGAGAUGCUCCUCGGCCACGAGUACAGUGCAGCUGUGGAUGUGUGGAGUAUGGGAGUGUUGUGUUUCGAGUUCCUGCAUGGCAAACCGCCAUUUGAGACGCCCACUAUUAAAGACACUUACGAGCGAAUCAAGAAGGUUGAUAUUCAGUGGCCAGAAACAUUUGAAGAGGAUGUGAGACGAUUUAUUAGUGGAAUGCUUAAGUUUGAGCCCAAGAAGAGAUCUGCUCUGGUUGAUAUCAUGACUGACCCCUGGAUCGAAGCUCACUACCAGCCUCCCAAGAAUCAUCCUAGUCAAAGUAACAGUUCCAAGAAAGUCGAAUCAAAUGAGAGCUGAAGGUGACACAAAUGAAGUCGAGUUUGGAGAUUAAUACAAUUAGUUCACGCACCGAUUCAAGUCAACUUCAAAUUGAUCAGCUGGCUGGAGAAAAAUGACGGAAUUGACCUUCCCAUAUCAAGAGAACUCAUUUUAACGUUUUAACGUACCAAUUUCGAUGUUCCAAAUAUUUUCCUCCAAAGGAGAGCUAGGAAUUUGGAGAUUUUACGAGUUCAUAAUAAAACAUUAAAUGCUCAAUUUGAGCUCAUUUUAAACUAAAUUGCUGUUGAUUCACGUUUAAAAGUGUGCUUAUUGUUUUUUUCGCGAAUAGAAUAAAUGAAUGAUUCAAGUUGUAAAUAGUUGGUGUACUAUUUGAGUUCGAAAAUAUUGAGUGCGGUUUGCUUAUAUUGGUCAAAAUUUGACUUUUGUUUUUGAUUAUUUGAAGAACAUUAAAUUUUCAACAGCUACUAAUUCAGUUGUUUUUAGCG
Molecule: messenger RNA, 2373 nt
Organism: Symsagittifera roscoffensis
Lineage: Eukaryota; Metazoa; Xenacoelomorpha; Acoela; Convolutidae
Product: aurora kinase A-like
Exons: 4
Coding region: 38-1906 (622 amino acids)
Biological process (GO): regulation of cytokinesis; protein phosphorylation; mitotic spindle organization
Cellular component (GO): spindle microtubule; spindle midzone; chromosome passenger complex
Molecular function (GO): protein kinase activity; ATP binding
Source: RefSeq, a predicted model, not a curated record